AUUUAGAAAAUAAUGACGACAUUUAUUCACAAGCCUCUUUACCACCAUCUGAUCUUGAUCAAAUAGAAAAGCAAUUUAAAAUUGCUAUUUAUGACUUUUUGAAUAAAUAUUGGUAUGAUUUUCGUGAAGUUGGAUUAGUAGCUACCCUUUUAGACCCCGGACCAAAAGAAUUGCAACAAACAUCGUCAACAGUUACUGAAAUAAUGCAAAAUCUAUUUUUUGAAGGUAUUUUUGGAGUACAGGAUCAAGAAGAUAUACCUUUAGAUGAGAUGGCACAAUAUCUGAAGAUUACCCCUAUUAAUAAUUAUAAUGUCAAUCCUUGA
Messenger RNA from Racocetra fulgida, 323 nucleotides. NCBI's taxonomy places the organism in Eukaryota, Fungi, Glomeromycota, Glomeromycetes, Diversisporales, Gigasporaceae. The record is from the annotation of a GenBank genome assembly.